This is a messenger RNA of Vigna unguiculata (cowpea), 1132 nucleotides long. RefSeq names its product jasmonate-zim-domain protein 1 (gene JAZ1). Lineage: Eukaryota; Viridiplantae; Streptophyta; Magnoliopsida; Fabales; Fabaceae. Gene Ontology annotation, cellular component: nucleus. The record is from RefSeq and is a predicted model, not a curated record. Gene Ontology annotation, biological process: regulation of defense response; response to wounding; regulation of jasmonic acid mediated signaling pathway.
CCUUCCGCACCAACAUUAACAACUUACAACGCAUCAACUUCGUGAAAAUUUUCUUCUCUUCAUCUUCUGCGGCUGUGCAACCAACCAAUUCUGAUUCUUCCUUUUUUUCUGUUGCCUUCAUUUUAGUUUUUACACCUGAAAUGUCGACCUCCUCGGAGUAUUCAGGAUUUUCCGGUAACCGGCCGGCGAAGACGCCGGCGGACAAGUCCACGUUCUCUCAGACUUGCAGUCUAUUGAGUCAAUACCUGAAGGAAAAGGGUACCUUCGGAGACCUUACUCUCGGGAUGACAUGCACCGCCGAAGCAAACGGUUCUUCUUCUGAAGCAUCGUGCCACCCUCCAACAACCAUGGAGUUGUUUCCCACCAUCUUGACACAACGGAACCCUUCUGCUGCUGUGGAUUUCUUCUCUCCGGAGCCUGCUUAUCCUCACCGCUCAGAGCUUCCAACUUUGGUGAAUAUGUCAAGUGGUUUCAGGUCUGUGGAGAAGGAGCCUAAACCUGCUCCAAUGACAAUCUUUUAUGCUGGACAAGUGAUUGUGUUUAAUGAUUUUCCCCCUGAAAAAAUGGAGGAGAUAAUGGCACUGGCAAGCAAGGGAAUGUCCCAAAGCCCAAACUACCAGGCAUAUGCUCACACUAGAAACCAGCAAGGAAAUCAUACUUCCUUUGUUGCUAAUGUCCCCCCUCAAUCACCCUCCAUACCAAUUGUCCGAGAUCUUCCAAUUGCGAGGAAAGUUUCACUUCAUCGGUUCUUCGAGAAGAGAAAACAUAGAAUUGCUGCCAAUGCGCCAUAUCAAACAAACAAUCUCAACUCUGUUUCAAAUAAGCAUGCCGCAGAAUCCAUUCCAUGGCUUGGAUUUGGUGUUCCAUCAAAACAAAUCUGAGGGAAAUUGCAGUGUUAAGUAGUUUUAACCAUUUUUUUCUUCUUUGUUUGAUUUGCUAGCUCUUUGUUAGUUUCCACACACUACCUUGACUAUGGCAAAUCUAAACAUUAGUAACAAUACUAAAAGUAUUAGAUGAAGGUUUCGAUUUAUAAUUCUAAAUAUUUGCCCCGAGCAGUGCUUCAAAUUCUUGUGUUCAUUAUUGUUAUAUUUUUAUUUCAUCGUACUUGAUGUUUAAGUAAUAUUUUGAUAAA